This is a messenger RNA of Protobothrops mucrosquamatus (brown spotted pit viper), 2561 nucleotides long. RefSeq names its product glutathione S-transferase C-terminal domain containing (gene GSTCD). The coding region runs from base 23 to 1444 and encodes 473 amino acids. The transcript is spliced from 11 exons. Lineage: Eukaryota; Metazoa; Chordata; Lepidosauria; Squamata; Viperidae. The record is from RefSeq and is a predicted model, not a curated record.
CACAAGAAGCCAUUCGGAAAACAUGAAAAGCGAAAACGAAGACCACCUAUAUCUAGACUAUUUCGGUCACAAUGAAGACUGUACCUACCCUCUGCACACGUCUAUAUCCUUGUUUCUGUUGGCAUAUUGUGAUUGUAAGAACUUCAGGAUAUUUUUAGUAACCCCAAAUGAAAUAACUUCUGAUAUGCAACAGAUGGAGGAAAUACUGUCAGCAUACCCAGAGAUUAGCUUCAUCAAAAGAUCUGACAUUCCUGUGAUAGUUCAAAACUGCUGUUUACCUGCUGUAGUUGAAAAGAAUGGAAGAUUUUGUCGUGCAGGGCUUGCUGUGGUAUUGCGGUAUAUAGUACAGAAAACCUAUGAGGCGGAUCCAUCAAAGAAAGGCGUUGUGGAACUCUUGGGCUUUAAAAGGACCUGUUUGAAAGCCUGUGCUGAAGCUGCCUGGAAGAAACACCAAAAUAACGUAUUACAGCUGCCUUUAGUAUUGAGCUGGUACAAAAGGGUUCUAGAAGUACCUGGAAUAAAGCAAGCCAGUGUCAAAUGCAAUAUAAAAAAUAUACUGAAUUGUCGAUCACACCCUUUACCAAAUGAAUGCCAGCAGAAUACUUUCUCAGCUUUUAAAGAGCCAGAAAACUUUCCAGAGGAAAUUCAGUUUAUAGGUGGACCAAGACCAACAAUAACAAAAUUAAUGGAAAAAGGGAUUGAAGCAAUGUUUUCUCCUCAUCCUUGCCCUAAAUGGGCUCUAGAUUGGGACAGUUUGCCUGCUGCAGUCAAUCCAGGAAAAGGAAAGAUGUCUGCUGAUCGUGCUUUGAGGAAACAGCAGCAGCUGAACAACCUAAUAGCUUUAGUGACAAAACUGUCUAAGCCUGGAGAUGUAAUUGUGGAUUUUUGCAGUGGUGGGGGCCAUGUUGGAAUUGUUCUUGCUUAUAUUUUACCACUGUGCCAGAUAAUUUUGGUUGAAAAUAAAGAACAGUCACUCCUAUGUGCCGAAAAAAGAAGUGAUGAAUUAGGAUUACAUAAUAUUUGGUUCAUCCAAGCGAACAUGGACAAUUUUAAAGGAAGUUUUAAUAUUGGGGUGGCACUGCAUGCUUGCGGUGUGGCAACGGACAUGGUUAUUGAACACUGCAUCAAAGUUGGUGCAGCAUUUGUUAUCUCUCCUUGCUGUUAUGGUUUCAUACAGAAUACAUCCAAGUUUGUAUUUCCACGAAGCCAUCUGUUCAAGAAAGUGCUGUCAUAUAAGGAGCACAUGAUUCUUUGCAGAUUCGCUGAUCAGACAGCUGUCCAGCUGCCCUCUGAACGCAGGCAAAUAGGUAAACAGUGCAUGGGACUGGUGGACCUUGACCGGGCUUGGAGUGUGGAAAGAAGCAACUACUCAGCCCAAGUGAUAACCAUGGAACCACAGUCAUGUUCCCCAAAGAAUAAUUUGAUAACUGGUAUCCCAGUUUAAUUCAAAGGUUUUUCUGUCAAGUUGAAUUGAUAUUUAGUUCUCUUGAUCAAAGUGCAAAUAACUUUUUGAAGACUGGAAAGGAAACACUGUACAUCUUGAAUCAGUUGUCUCCAGAAAAAGGAAGGAAACGCAGUAGGGGGUAUCUUGCAAAGCUUCCUAAUUCCUGUUUGAAAUAUGUGUUUAAAUGACAUCUGGCUCUCCCAAAAUGUUAAGCAGUCUACAUUAUAAUAGCAACCAAUAUAUCCUUGGAAGAAUGAUUUCCUUUUCUAUGAAAAUUGGUCUUGACAUUGGGAAACGUAUUUUGCAAGUGUUUUGGGCUUAUCAGUAUUGAACUAGAGAACAAAUCAUAGUAUCUUCUUUUCAAUAUUUUACAAUUAUAUUUUGUUGUGCUCAGUUACAACUGUAUUGCUGUAAAUACAAAGUAUCACUUUGCUCAAAUAUUUUAAUUUUUUUUAGAAAAGUAUAUUCUAAAUUAAAAAAAAUCUCACAUUGCAGUCAACGUGUGAUCGCUGUGCGGUCAACAUCCAUGUGGUUUUCUUGAUAUCUAUAUGAGUGUGGUUUGAUUAUUUGCAUUUUCCUACCCUAGCUUAAGGGUUUUUAUAUUUUGGGUAAUUUCCCAUUAAAAGUACUAACUAGGUCCACUCUUUCUUAGCCUAUUUCAAGAUAGCCAAGGUCAUCUAGGGAAUGCUUCAGGUCAAACUCACCACUGUAUUUACAGUAUAUAAUUUACAAGUAGAUUUAUACAUUAACUUUGAUUACUGUCCUUUGUAGGACAAAGCAGAUUUGAAAGGAAUUCUUUAAAUGUGCGUAUGUACGUUUACCUGUUUUUUCUGCAACUCUUUAUCUUCCUUCAGUGAGAGGAUCCUUUAAUCUUUCCCUGUGAGGAUUAUGUUCCAUGUUUUGAUUUGGCCACAUGAAUGCUGGGGAGGAAGAGGAUAGGGAAAAGAAAACAACUGUGGGAAUGACAGUUACAGUAGAAAAAAGCCACAUGCCUAUACUUCAUUUCUUUUCUUUUUUUUAGAUUUGUUUCUCUAGGAAAACUGAUUGUUGGUAUUUUGAGAUAUGCGGUCAUGUGUACGUUACAGUUUGGUCCUCCUGAAUAAACACUGGAAUAGCA